AUGAAGUUAUCAUCAAUUUUCAUUCAAGGUUUACUGUUAUCAGGCAUAAUGGCUUCACCAGUUGCUGAUUCUAAUAGUUUCAAUGAUAAUCCUACAAUUGAAGGUGCAUCACAAGCUACAAAGCUUUGUUUUGACGCUAACAAGAGUGAUAUAUGCUCUGCCAUUAUCGUUCAAGGUUUAUUAUCAUUAAGUGUUAUUGCUUUACCAACUGCUUUUCCAGAUGCUACAGAAAGUUUGAUUAAUGCUGAAAACUCUACGUUAUUGUCGUCAGAUAAUUCCACUGAUUCAUUUAACAUUGAAGCUGGAGGUGUAGGAAACCUUUGUUUUAAUGCUAACUCUAAGAAAAAUGUUUGUCAAGGUAGUGUCAAAAAAUGUGUCGAAAUUCGGGCUGUUAACUAUAAAGGAGAAAAAUCUGGUGUUGAAGAAGCCACUAGGCUUUGCAGAUUUUAUUGCAGCAAAAUUAGAUCAGCUACUCAAUGUAAACAAAGCAAAUAUAAAGCUAAUUACCAUCCAAAAUGGGCUUGUGAUGAUAUACAAUAUUGUUAA
Molecule: messenger RNA, 546 nt
Organism: Hansenula ciferrii
Lineage: Eukaryota; Fungi; Ascomycota; Saccharomycetes; Phaffomycetales; Wickerhamomycetaceae
Exons: 2
Coding region: 1-546 (181 amino acids)
Source: RefSeq, a predicted model, not a curated record